AUGGCAGACAUCGAGCAGAUGAACAAGCUCAGGAAGAGCCUGGGCCUGCCGUUACUGAACGUAAGUGGACAACCUCCACCUGCCUCUGAGGGACCAACAUUCAAAGAACGUUCUCCAAGCGACGACGAAGACGGCAGCGACCAUGAGCCUGCGUCCACGUUGGAAACCCGUGAAGCCGCUGGAUAUGAGAAUUGGAAUAAACUGCGUCAAGAAGAAAAGAAACGCAUCGAACGGGAAAAGAGAAAACAACAAUUCCUCAAGGAGAGAGACGCUGCGGCGAAGCGCUUCAGACUCGAAGGCAAAGGGCUGGGAGAGGUUGACGAUGCGGGUGACUUAGAUACCAAGGCUUGGCUGAAAGGUCAAAAGAAGAGACAAUCCAAGAUCGAACAAGAUCGAGCUGAAAGACUCGCCAGAGAGCUGGCCGAGCGCGAAAGAGAAGCCGCUGCCGAAUACUCUUCAAAAGACCUCGCGGGUGUCCAAGUCGCUCACGAGAUUGGCGAUUUUGAGAAUGGAGACUCGGAACAGAUCUUGACCCUGAAAGAUACUGAAAUCGGGGCAGACGACCAGAGUGAUCAGGAAGACAUACUGGAGAAUGCAGAUAUCCUCGCCCGGGACAAGCUCAAGGAGAAACUAGACCUAAAGAAACGAAAAGCAUACGAUGUCAAUGAUGACUCGGAGAAGGGCUUGCUAUCGCAGUACGAUGAGAAGAAACGAAAGGCGUUCACCUUGGACGGGAAGGGCUCUACUUUGGAAGAACCAGAAGCCAAACGUCAGCACAUUGGGGAGAAGUGGAAAAACAUUGUCAGUCUCGACAUCUUGAAAGAGGAGCCGGUGUCGGACUACAUGGAAAUCAAAAUGAAGAAACCGAAAAAGGCCAAGAAGAUAUCCAAGAAACAAAGGAUCGUGGAUGACGAUGAUGACAUUUUCCCAAUGCGGAAUGACACCAACGGUGAUUCCACCGGAAUUGAUUCCGGAACUACUGUCCCUGCCCUCAAAGCCUGGACGACGCAGGAUGACUUCAAUGACGACGACGAUUUAGUAUCUGCCCUGUCCAGGAACCGAAAAGCGGUAUUGAAAAAGCAGAAACGCCGACCCGAGGAUAUCAUUAAGCAGCUCCAACAAGUGGAGAACGACGAGCCUGAGACAGCAGGAGAAGUGAACGGAGGUCUGGUGUUGGAUGACACCGCGGUGUUCCUUGAUAAUCUGUCCUCGCGCCCCAAAGAAGAGCAACCCGAGAGGGAGGUGAAGAAAUCUGUGGAACAGCCCGAAUCAGAGAGUCCUCCUAGAGUGAAACAAGAAGAUGGAGAUCACCAUAUGGGAGAAGCAUACGGCGGCGUUGAGAAUGAAGAAGAACUCUUGGACAGACUACGACGGGAGCGAACAACACAGACUCCUGAAGUCUCGCAUUCUGGUCUCGACGAGGAAAAAACCCUGGAUCAGGGCGUUGGAGCAGCUCUCAGCCUUCUUCGACAGCGUGGAAUCCUGAAAGAGGGUGAUGCUUCUGAUAGAACAGCUCUUUACAAAGAUCGACAAAGGUUCAUUAUCGAAGCUCGUUUGCGGGAGCAUGAAAACGAACAGAAGGCUCGAAUGCAGCGAGAGAGAGAACGACAGUCUGGAAAGUUGACAGGUAUGUCCGUUAAGGAACGAGAGGAACAUGCUCGACGACAGAACACCUUACGAGAACACCAAAGUUCGAUCCAGGCGGCUGCUACUUUCAAUCGCGAAUAUAAGCCAGACGUGCAGAUCAAAUACGUCGAUGAUGAUGGUCGGUUGAUGAACCAGAAGGAAGCAUUCAAGCAUCUCAGUCAUCAAUUCCAUGGCAAAGGUAGUGGCAAGUUGAAGACGGAAAAGCAUCUCAAGAAGAUUGCUGAGGAGAAGAAGAAAGAGGCGGCCAGUAUUCUGGACAGCAGUAAGGCGACGGGCAUGAAUAACGCUCAAGGCACCAUGGGAAAGAAGAACAAAGAGGCUGGUGUCCGGUUGGCCUGA
Molecule: messenger RNA, 1986 nt
Organism: Rhinocladiella mackenziei CBS 650.93
Lineage: Eukaryota; Fungi; Ascomycota; Eurotiomycetes; Chaetothyriales; Herpotrichiellaceae
Exons: 1
Coding region: 1-1986 (661 amino acids)
Biological process (GO): maturation of 5S rRNA; mRNA cis splicing, via spliceosome
Cellular component (GO): U4/U6 x U5 tri-snRNP complex
Source: RefSeq, a predicted model, not a curated record